This is a messenger RNA of Lathyrus oleraceus (garden pea), 1026 nucleotides long. RefSeq lists its product as uncharacterized. The transcript is spliced from 5 exons. Bases 1 to 1026 code for a protein of 341 amino acids. The record is from RefSeq and is a predicted model, not a curated record. NCBI's taxonomy places the organism in Eukaryota, Viridiplantae, Streptophyta, Magnoliopsida, Fabales, Fabaceae.
AUGGUCAUUCCUGAUGAUGAGAUUCUGGAUGUUGUUCCUCUCUCUAUUAUUCCCUGCGAGGCCAUUGAUUUGAACCAACCCAUUGAUGCCUCAGCUUCUGCAUGCUCCAAUCAAGGUAACUCCUCUAGUAUUCCUUCUAGUUCAACUCCUGCCACUAAUUCUAUGGAAGAUAUACACCACACUGAUCGUGUUGUAAGAGACCUAGUCACUAGAAUCCUUAACAAAGGACACUCUGUGAAGGGAGUUUCUACUCCCCUUUCUCAAAUGUACCCCUCUCCUGAGGUUGAACAACAUAGUGGGAAAACCGUGUCUGAAAAAGGAAAAUCUGUGGCAUCUAAAACUGCCAAUGCUUCCCGCUCUGAGAAGCAUGAUGAUGCAAAUGUUGUGAUUGAUCUAGAGGAUGGUAGCUUUGAUGGUCAAGAGGAAAACUUACUUCAUCACCUAGAGCCAAGUGUGGCUAAACGCAUGAAGACUCACAAAGGAAGAUCUGUGGCUGAACUUAUGUCAGCUAGAAAAGCUAAGAAGGCUGCUGAGAAGGGUGGUUGUGGAAAGGGAGUUGGAAAAUAUGUUGUUGAUGUCAAGGAGGUCAUGGACCUGAUAAAGGUUGCUGGGCUGUUGAAGACUGUGGUUGGGUUCUGUCAUUGCUAUAAAGGCUUAGUUAAGGAAUUUAUUGUCAACAUUCUUGAGGAUAUUGCUGAUAAGAACAGCAAGGAGUUUUGCAAGGUGUUUGUGAGGGCUAGGCAGGUGAACGUUAGGCUUGUUAAAAAGCAUCUUCCUGCUGGGAAGUUGACUGUCAAGUAUGCUAUCUUGCAUAAAAUAGGAGCUGCUAAUUGGGUCCCUACCAACCAUAUUUCCACCAUUGCUAAUACCCUUGGGAGCUUGGAGCAGGCUGAAGGUGAAAAUGUUGAACAUGCUAAAGAAGCUGAAGCCCACACCUCUAGUGAGAGGUCUACAAACAAUGAUGAGACAAGUGGCAAUUCUGUUUCUGGUGCUGAUGAAGUUGCAAGCUCAAGCUCUACUGAGUAG